Microplitis demolitor is the source of this 4958-nucleotide messenger RNA. RefSeq names its product ATP-binding cassette sub-family C member 4. Gene Ontology annotation, cellular component: membrane. Gene Ontology annotation, molecular function: ATP binding; ATP hydrolysis activity; ABC-type transporter activity. NCBI's taxonomy places the organism in Eukaryota, Metazoa, Arthropoda, Insecta, Hymenoptera, Braconidae. The record is from RefSeq and is a predicted model, not a curated record. The transcript is spliced from 15 exons. The coding region runs from base 550 to 4824 and encodes 1424 amino acids. Gene Ontology annotation, biological process: transmembrane transport.
CACCCAAUACGCGGAUACGGAUGUGCUUUAUAUUCGAAUGUAUAUUAAGUUAUAUCGCACGUGUAUAAUUUUGAACCACGUGGUAGAAAAAUAAUUUAACACAUAUAUAUAGAUUUAUAUAUUUAUAAAAUAUUUAAUAUUGUAUUUAAUUAUUUGAGUAAACAAAAUUGUGACGAUAAAAAAAUCUUUUGUAUAUCUUAAUCUAUUAUUUUUAAGUAAACAAAAUUAAAAGUCAUAAUUAGUGAUAUUGUAUUAUAUCUAGUGUGUUUAACUUAUCAAUCUUUAUAUUCAUUAAAAAUGUGAGACUCUGAUACUAUUAUCAGACAGGGAUUUCAUUGUAGACAGAAUAAAAUAAAGUGUGUCGUUGUUACAACACGUGGUGUUUUAAUGGACAAUUUUUAAUAAAACUAAGUGCGUCGGGUUUAAUUGAUUGUAACUGAGUAAUUUAUUAUUAUUGGGUGAAAUAAGUGGGCGAUUAAUUAUUAAGUACAGUAAAUGAGUCGUUGUGGCAAUUCAGUUGCGUUGGGUUGAUUGAGAAGUGUAAGCGAUAUGGCGGAGAAAAUAACUGAGGAAAAGUUGAGAAGAAAUCCCAUUGAAAAGGCCAAUCCUCUCAGCCGAUUAUUUUUUUGGUGGACACUGGGGUUAUUUAAAAAAGGAGCACGAAAUGGAAUUACAGCAGAUGAUCUUUAUACUCCGUUAGCUUCUGAUAAAUCGGAGACACUGACAGACGAUUUGGAACGGGCAUGGAAUGAUGAGCUAAAGAAAUUGGAGGUCAAUGAAAAUAAUCAGAAUAAUGUCGAUAAUCGUAACGCGAAAUCGCCGAAACCAAGUUUGCUUCGCGCAAUAAUUAAGACAUUUUGGCUCAAGUAUGCGAUUAUUGGAGUGUUCCAAAUCAUCGAACAAGUUAUUCUAUUUAAUUUGCAACCAAUUAUCCAAGGAUGGGUUAUAUCAUUUUUUGGUAGCAAAAAUCAAAAUUCAAUGACACAAAGUGAGGCAUUGAGUUGGGCUACAGCUCUCAUAGUUGUGACUUUGGGAAUCACUUUCUCAUUGCAUCAUAUGAACUUUUUCGGUCAAAUAUUGGGAAUGAGAAUAAGAGUUGCAUGUUGUUCGUUAAUUUAUCGAAAAAGUUUGAAAUUAAGUAAGCCAGCGUUAGAUGAAACUCCAGCUGGUCAAGUUGUAAAUCUUCUUAGUAAUGACGUCAAUCGCUUCGAUUUACAGCCUGUUUUUGUUAAUUAUCUAUGGAUAACUCCGAUUCAGAUUGUUGUGAUUGGUUACAUUAUUUGGCGCAGUAUUGGAAUUUACACUCUAGUCGGGUACGGAGUGUUGUUUUUAAUAACUAUUCCAAUGCAAGGCUAUGUGGGAGUGGUAACAGGAAAACUUAGAAAUUUGACUGCUAAAUUAACCGACCGACGCGUUCAACUUAUGAGCGAAUUGAUAGCUGGUAUUCAAGUUGUAAAGAUGUACGCAUGGGAAAUUCCAUUUAAUAAAAUAGUCACUCAAACCAGAUUGAAUGAAAUCAAACAAAUCCACCGUGCGAAUAAUAUUCGGGGAUUAUACUCAAGUCUGUCGGAAUUCACGCAGAAAGCGAUGCUCUUUAUGACUCUUGUUAUUUUCAUAAUGGUCGAUGACAAUCCAAUAUCUCCAGGAAUCACGUUUCAAAUUUCGAUUUACUUCAGUACGCUGCAAUUGCUCAUGACAAUUUUCUUUCCGAUAUCAAUAAUAUCGUUGAUACAAGCAAUUGUUGCUGUUAAAAGGAUUGAGGAAUUCCUUCUUUUGGAAGAAGUUAAAGGAAAUGCAAACGCGAGUUUGAAAAUGGAAGAGUCCAAUAAAACUGAAGUUAAUGAUGGAAAAGAGAAAAAAUCCCCGACUGGAGCUGUAGUUGUUGAACUGAAUAAAGUUUCAGCCAAUUGGAAAUUUGGGCAGUUACCUCCGACACUUUGUGACGUAACUCUGAAGAUCAACGGCGGAGAACUUUGUACUCUUGUAGGUCCAGUUGGUUCGGGCAAAAGUUCUUUGCUUAAUUUGCUGCUGCAGGAGCUGCCAGUUGGCGCGGGAACAGUUGGGCUCUUUCAGUUCCCUCGUGAAGAGUCAGCUGAUGCCAGAUCUAAAUCUGGAUUUAUACAGGACAAUCCAGAGAUGAAAAUAUCGUAUGCAAGUCAAGAUCCAUGGCUUUUUACGGGAACUGUGAGAGAGAAUAUCCUCUUUGGGCAGGAUUAUGACAAAGCGCGUUAUGAAGAAGUAACGAAAGUUUGUUCAUUACUGCGAGAUUUCAAACAACUGCCUGAUGGUGACAAGACAAUCGUUGGCGAACGCGGAGCUUCACUGUCUGGUGGUCAACGAGCGAGAGUCAAUCUGGCCAGGGCAAUUUACAGACAAGCAGACUUAUACCUACUAGAUGAUCCACUCAGUGCCGUAGAUGCGCGUGUCGCUCGACGUCUAUUCAAAGACUGUAUACUCGAAUAUUUGAAAGGCAAAACGCGGAUUCUUGUCACCCAUCAGCUCAAUUAUCUCAAACAGGCUGACACAAUUGCAGUAUUGGAGCGUGGUUCCAUUAAACAUCAAGGUUCUUUCGAUGCUCUGACUAAAACCAGUUCUGUCUUAAACAACAUGCUCAAGGCUCUAAAGAAAAAUGAAGAAGAAGAAAAAACAGAAAUAGCUGUUAUAAGUCCCUCGAAAAAGGCUCUUGAAACUUCAGACACUGAAAAUGCUUCCGAGAACGGCAAUUUCUUCCGUCGAAUCAAGACGAGGAUGUCUCAAAUUUCUAUCAGAUCACAAGACAGUUAUAAAUUUAUGGUGAAUGAAGAUAUCGAGGACGUGAAUGCAAAAACUGCACUCCCCGAUGAAGUCAUGGGCAGAGGAUUCAUUUCUAAGGAGAUUUACUUCAGAUAUUUCCGAGAAGGUGGUGGAGUCAUUGGCGUCACUCUACUUGCUUUUAUGUUCAUUGUAACAACAGCUGCCUCUAUUGGCGUCGACCAGUGGAUGGCUUAUUGGACAACAUUGGAAACAUUCAGGCCGUGUAUUCAUUCCUCAGGCGGUUUUUGCCAGGGUGCUAAACAUGAAUCCAAUUCCCUCGUCAAUAACACAAUAUUCACUCCACUUCUUGAUGCUGACGGUUUGUUACCUGCGAACACGGCAGUCUAUAUCUACUUGACACUUCUUAUCACUUUUAUCACGCUCUCAAUGUCAAGGUGCUAUUUCCUUAUCCUGGUUGGAAUGAGAGCUGCGCGCCGACUUCACAAUCUCAUGUUCGCCAACGUUCUUAGAGCGACAAUGUACUUUUUCAAUACGAAUCCUUCAGGUCGAUUAUUAAACAGAUUUUCAAAGGACGUUGGUGCAAUGGAUGAUUUACUUCUACAGUUUAUAAUUGAAGCAUUUCUAAUUUUGAUGGAAGUCAUGGGUAUAUUAAUAAAUAUCAUUUCAGUUAAUUAUUGGAUGAUAGUACUUACCGCAAUUGUUGGAAUUAUAUUCUAUUUCUUAAUGAUAUUCUAUCUAAAAUCUGCCCAGGAUGUCAAGCGACUGGAAGGAAUCGCAAGAAGUCCAGUGUUUUCUCAUGUAUGCACAACAUUGAACGGUCUGACGACAAUCAGAAGUCGUGGCAAAGACGUACAAGUGAUGCUGCGUAAAGAAUUUGAUCGGUAUCAAGACGAACAUACCGGGGCGUGGUACCUAGUAAUAGCAUCUGGGACUGCUUUUGGAUUCAGUAUCGAUCUGAUCGCUUGUACUUUUAUUGCUGUUCUGUGUUUCUUACUGAUCCUUAUAAAUCCUGAGAAUACUUUCGGAGCAUCUGUUGGCUUGGCAAUAUCUCAAUCAUUAGCGUUAACUGGUAUGCUUCAACAUGGAGUAAAGCAAGCUACUCAAGUACAAUCGCAAAUGACGGCAGUUGAAAGAAUUAUUCAGUAUACUGAUCUACCAAAGGAAGGUCCAAUAGAGUCAUCGAAGCCGUUGCCAGAAAACUGGCCGUCAAAAGGACGGAUGCAAUGGAAAAAUGUGUACCUCUCUUACAAAGAAGGUGAUCCUCCUGUUUUAAAGAAUAUUGACCUGAUGAUAGAGCCGGGCUGGAAAGUGGGAGUUGUCGGAAGAACUGGGGCUGGAAAGUCUUCUUUGAUAUCAGCGCUCUUCCGACUUGUAGAUGAUGGACUUAAGGGGCAAAUAAUAAUUGAUGACAUUGACACGAAAACAAUUGGUCUCCAGGACUUACGAUCAAGUAUAUCGAUAAUUCCACAAGAGCCUGUUUUAUUUUCUGAAACUUUGCGGUAUAAUCUCGAUCCCUUCGACAAGUACACCGAUAAAGACAUUUGGGAUGCUUUGAGAGAAGUUGAAUUGAGUGAUUUGGCUCUUGAUCAAUGGGUCACCGAGGGUGGAACCAAUUUCAGUGUCGGUCAACGUCAACUCAUUUGUCUUGCCCGAGCUCUGUUAAGAAACAAUCGUAUUCUUGUCCUCGAUGAAGCCACCGCCAAUAUUGACUCUCGAACUGAUGCAUUAAUUCAGCGAGCGAUUCGGUCUAAAUUCGCAGACUGCACCGUUAUAACAAUAGCUCACCGAUUAAACACGAUCAUAAAUAGCGACAGAGUUCUAGUUAUGGACAAUGGUUGUGUUGCGGAGUUCGACACUCCUUACGAACUACUAUUGAAAAGACCAGAUAGUAUAUUCGCUAAAAUGGUUGAACAAACCGGCCCAACAAUGACCGCCAAAAUAAUACAGGAAGUGAUGGAAUCGCAUCAACAGCAAACAGAUAUACCUCCAUCAGCUCAAGUGGACGAUACCAAUCCUCCAGAUAAUAAUUCACCCACUCACGAGUCAUUGUCCGAUAAUACGAAACUUUAGAUAAACAAACUAAGUUAGAUUUUCUCACUUAUUACCUCAUUAUUUUAAUUUAUUAUCACUUAUAUAUACUACAAAUCUCAUUGAAUUUUCUCAAUGAUGUACUAAAUUUAAAUAAAUAUAUUUUUUAAAUAUUA